Drosophila mojavensis is the source of this 1526-nucleotide messenger RNA. RefSeq lists its product as uncharacterized. The record is from RefSeq and is a predicted model, not a curated record. The transcript has a single exon. The coding region runs from base 121 to 510 and encodes 129 amino acids. NCBI's taxonomy places the organism in Eukaryota, Metazoa, Arthropoda, Insecta, Diptera, Drosophilidae.
CGUGCGAGUCAGUCGAACGCCAGCUAGCCCCGAGUGCGUAACACAGCAGUCAGCAGCAGCAGGAAGUAGUGAAUAGUGAAAGCAACGACAAGAGUGAAUUUUUACGUAAUCCAUUGCGAUAUGGCCAUACCGUUUUACGAGGACGAGCCGGAAACGGCGACGGCAGCCAACCUGGACGCCAGCCAAAUUACCGACGCUGAUCAGGUGGACGGCCCGCCGCUCAGCUAUAGCAGCAAUGAUGCGAACGGCUACGAUCAGGUGGACUACGAAGCGCCAUCUGCAUCCGCAUCCGCAUCGGCAUCGGCAGCAACAAGUAACACACAAGCCACAUCCACCGACAACAAUGAGAUGCCGCCCAGCACAGAGGAGCAGUUGCUUGUUUGGAAAAUGUUAGCAUUAGCCAUGUGCAAGGUGCUGAAACAAUUCUAUCUGCAGCAGAAGAAGCAACAGCAGCCGGGCAAAACCACAAAGCUGACGGCCACAGUGCAAAUACAGCCGCAAGCGCAGUAAAGCUUGACUAAAGAGAACAAGAACGAGAACGAGAACGACGACGAAUUCAAGGCCCCACUCAAAACGAGGCCUCUGAUGGCUCCUAAGCGCAACUUGUGAUUACUUUUCGUUGGUGAGAACUAGCGCUCCCUAAGCUAAACAGGGAGAGACAAAGAAAGAGAGAGAAUGGAUGGGAGAGAAAAUUUAUGUGAACGAUUCGCAAAAAUCACAAAAAUUCAAGGAAAACAAAAACUGAAAAAAAGAAAUUUCAUAGUUUUGUAUAUCGUUUUAAUUUUCUGGAACAAGUCAAUCUGAGUUUUGCCGUCGCUCGAGAAAGUAAACAAUUUGUGUUUUUGAAGGCUGAUUUGAAAUGUUUGGAUAAGCGCAAAUGUGAUAAAUAAUUUUGCUAAAAAUUGUAUUUUAAGUGCUCACUGUUUUGGUAAAGUUAUUUAAGCAUCAAAAUUAAUUCAGAUAUUAUGUGAAAUGAAAUGAAAUGAAUAUUUUUCUAGUUUAAUUUUAUUGAAUUAAGUUACAGCAGAAUGGUCGGCCCAGUGCAAGCAGCAGCAGCAGCUAGUUUUCAGACACAGAUACGAACCUAAGCUUAAGUCCAAUUUUUCUACUAAUAGAUGUGUAACAGUUUAUAUAUAGAUAAUAGUUCAUAAGUUUAUAUAUAUAAAUUACAAACUUUUACAAAACAAAAAAAAGAAGAAAAUAUUAAAAAAAAAAAAAACUCUCUUGGUGUCUAUUUACAAACAAAUCGCAUCGAUUUCACUCUUAGGUAGUUGGCUUCUUAAACUAGUUAUGCAAAUAUUAUAAAAAAAUAUAUAUAUACACAUAUAUAUAUAUAAAUAUAUUUUUGUAUAAUUAUUUUGCUGUUAAGUGUAAUCGAUGUUCAUGUAUGUGUAUAUGUGUGUCCAUUUCAUUUCUAGGUCCAUUAACAUAAGCAAUAUAACUAAGACUACGCGUAUUUCAAGCAAAGACAAACUACAGUAAAUACAUUUUCGUGUCACGAGCAUGAACACAGUACAAGAAAACAA